CCGUUUGGUUACAAAUUGUUGAUUUUUGUUUUGUAUUAUAUGUUGAAUGUCGGACCCUUCACGUUUCUUGUGUAAGAACAGUAGAAGUACCACAGAAGCGUUAGGGUCCUGUGCCGCUGUAACUGUGUAAGUUCGCUACCAAAAAUCAAACAUGGAAGGAGUCAUAAACAAUUGGAGCGAAAUAUUGCAUACUAUGAUGGUAGAAAACGUAGAAUGACGGAAUGAGGGAAUAAUUCAACAGAACGGCCAUUGCCCAAAUUAGGCCACUGUUAAUCAGGCGUCCGUGUGCUAAAGGACAAGUUUUGUGCAGUAGCGAGUGAACGAAACCAAACCCCCCCCCCCUUUCCCUUAGCAAGAGCUGAGUGGGAAUUUGGGAUUAUUACACGUUCAGGUAAUUAAAACUCUCUGCACAUAUAGGCGGUAAAUUAAUACUAUUUGGUUCCAAUAGGACCUCUUUUGUUUGGACCUUUAAGUCCCACCGUCCAGCACACGGGUCGGCCCACGAAGCCAUCAGGCUUCCGCGCCUAACUCGUCAAGGAGUUUUACCGUCCUUUUCCGGACGGGUCCUCAGGCAGAUCGCCUUAACCGUCAAGGAGGAUUUCCCCUCUCGACUUCCCAAGGUGGCCAUGCCACGGUCGGUCGAUUGCGUCCACGAGGGAAGACGCCUGUGAUCCCCCCCCCCCCAGCAACGCCCGCUGGUCCGUCGGCCGAGUACCGGCCCACAACACCGCUCGCCCCGCCAUCCGGCGAGUUUUCCGGCCGCACAGCUCGACAGGAGUCGCUGUGUCGGCCAUCGAAUCCACCAUCAACUCAGCAGCGGUAUGUACCGGUACCACCAAACAUAGAAUAGGUUACACAUAACAAAUUUACACUAAAUUAUUACACAGAACAACACGCACACGCCACAAUUAGGAACUUUAAUAAAUUAUAUUAAGAAACGUGAAAGUUCCCGUGUUGUUAGUUUUUGUAUUCCGCGAAAAGCCCUUGAUUACCCAGUAGCUAGCCGACCCUGGGAUUACCGGAGAGUCUCUUGUGUCUUGAGUCGGCCCGGCACUGAUAAGUUGUCGAUUAGUUUCACUUGGCACCCAGCCAAAAGUCCGCGAAAGGUAAUCAAGGGACCGAAGUAGCAUACAAAAAUCUAACGAUUUUUGCCGACGGGAGGUGGCAGGGAUACGUGCUUGCACGUAUGUCUCGCCCCUUACGCACUAUCUUAGCUCAAGUGAUAAAACUGUGAUAUUACGAAGCUUUUGCUUCAAAAGAGGUCCUGAACACACAUAGGACACAUUUGCUUUUGAUUGUCGUUUUUCCCGUUCAAAAAUUCGUCGAUGUUGGCAAAUGUUGUUUUUUUCGCGUUUCGAUUUUAUGUUUCAUGUCCAUGUAUCAUAAUUGAACUUUACUUUACCUACUUGUCCAAUCAAUCAUGACAACAAUAGCGCACUAUUUAUUUUAACAUGUUUGUUUUGAUCCGUCCCAUUGUUUUAUGAUUUUAUUUUUACCCAUCCACAACACAUCUCCGAUUCUCAUACAAUGACACGCAAGCGGCGAGCAAAGGCUAAGGCCAAUUAUAAAUUAAUUGAUUGGCAGCCGACGACGUACGAUGCGGACGAGUCGGACUUGGAGGACUCUUUCGAGAUGCCUCGUCCACUGUGCUCGACGCAUCCUAACUACCCGCUAGAGGAGUUAGAGCUGGACCUCGAAGAGACUUUGUCGACCAUUCGGGAGCAAAGAACUUCGGGGGUAAUGAUGCCAGCAGACGUCAUAAAAAUUAAAAGAAUAAUCUAUCUUUUCAUGCGUGACAUGAACAUCGUCACAUGCGAUGUAAAUUCUCGUUAUUUGCCCCCCAGCGCGACUUGCGAAUACAGGGCGCCGGAAUCAGAACCAGAGGAAGAGAUCGAGUUGAUCAUCCCUAGUUCCGAUUCCGAUGAUUUCGAAAUGCCCUUCAGCGAGCCCGAAUCUGAUUCGGAAGACCUGCUUCAGUUAAAAAUGGGAACGAAAAGGAGCCCAGUGUCACGCUACUCUUCCGGUUAUUUCACUCCCGAUUUUGACACCAGUAAGUCGGUGCUUCAAUCUUCUAAAAUUCCUCGAGACUUACCUGGUGAAGCUUUCCAUUCUUCAAAUUCACAAACUUCGAACCCCGAAUCCCUCCGAAAGCAGACCCGAUCGUUCAAGAUCCGGAAAAAGGCCAACCUAAAUCUUCGAGCGGAACCUACGGCCAAAGAACUGUGCAGCGAACCUACUUCGAUUUUGGAAACCUACUCUUCUCUGAACAAUCCCAGUUCCGGACGCACACCUGGAACCUUGCCUGGAACCCACCAGAAAAGAAUUUCAUUCAAUAGAAAAAAGAUAAAACAACUCAGAAUUAAAGUUUUAUAAAUCAUUUAUUUAUCUUUUCUUUUUAAAUUCCACUUUUCGGCAGUUUGCCGGUGAUCCAACGAUGCGCGGGAAUAACGAGUUGUGUCCCCGAUCGUCUGAUGGUGAACACCGCUGAAAGUGGAUCUGGAAAGAAAGAGAAACCAAGAAUGUUAACAAUUUAAUUACA
Molecule: messenger RNA, 2539 nt
Organism: Aedes albopictus (Asian tiger mosquito)
Lineage: Eukaryota; Metazoa; Arthropoda; Insecta; Diptera; Culicidae
Exons: 1
Coding region: 1528-2373 (281 amino acids)
Source: RefSeq, a predicted model, not a curated record